GAAUUCUUAAACUGAGGCUUCUUUCUUUGCCUAAGCAUGAUGCGAUAGUAGUUAUGCUUUGAUUCUUGGUGUAAUGUACUUCAUUGGUUAUUUCUGAUUCUUGCAGCUUCUCGGAGACUUGAACCCCGGCUCUUACCUUACUCUCCCAUCUCACAAGAACUUCGUACUUGUGGAGUGACCAUCAUGCUAAUGGUGCGCAGUGUUUGCAGAAGACACAGCAAGAUUUACAUCCCAAAGGGUCCUGUACCUGGAGGUGCCAGUUUGCACUGAGAUGCUGCCGUUUUAUAUUUCAUUAUAAGUUGUGAACUGUAAAAUGUUUGUGUCAAAUAUCUUGUGCUUUGAAGUCUUUGUGUAUCAAUAAGGCAUGCAAAUGGCUUGUAUAGCCUUGUGUUCAUUCAGCAAUUCCGAGGUGUUACCUUGCUAGGAUUUUGGCACCAAAAAAUAAAGUGUAUAUAUAGCCUAUUGGCAUACUUUCAUAGAUAAAUGCAUCCAUUGUCUCAAUGCUGCUUUCUUCCAUGACUUUGGAUCAUCUUUUCUACAUGAUGUUUGAUUUUGCUAGGGGCAAAGUGAUUAACCAUAUCAGUCCAUUCAAUUGAUCACUUGAGGUGCUGGGGAAUCUCAAGAAUGCACACUUGCUCUGUCUGUGGAGAAUCCCAACAUAAAUGUUUGUGCCCUGAAUUCAAAGGUAGUAUAAUGAGGAAGAGAUUUCUUUUAAGGUGAGGUUUUGUUUUGUUCUUCUCUAAUGGGCAAAAAAUGAGAAGAUAUGAUUUAUGCAUCUCAAAAUAUGUGCAUUCGAGAUCCACAUUUUGGAUUUUAGCCAUAAGGUUCCACUAACUCUUCAGGAAAGCAUGCAGAUUCAUAAUUGGUUUAGGUUUACCAGUUUUGGUAUUGGAAGAGUGGAUUAGGUGGCCAAAACCAUUAACAAUGAGGAGCAAGUUUAUCUCACCUAUUGAAGUAUUAAAGUGAUCUUAUAGAAACCAAAUUCAAACCCCAACUCCAAUCUCGUUGGUGCAAGAUGCUUCCUAGAGUCAUAUUUUGCACAACAGUUUCCUUAGCCAUACUGGCAGUCAUUCUCUUGGCUUUGCUCUCUCCCAUGUCCCACAAAAAGCCAUCAAAGAAUAACACAAAACCACCUUGGCUAGCCUUGUCUUUGUACAUACAACAACCACAAGUUGCUAGCUCCAACACUCAACCCGUGACAAAAUCAGAUGAUGCUGAAGCCUUUAUUUUCCACCAUAUGCUAACAGAGGGACCAGAAAACACUUCCAGGGUUGUGGGAAAAGCCCAGGGCUUCAUAGUUCCUGUGGAACAGUUUGCACACUCGGCUUUCAAUAUCAUAUAUCUGAGCUUUGACACUAAAGAGUAUUCAGGUAGCCUUAGUGUUGAGGCCAAGCAUGUUGCUCAUAAGGACAGAGAAGAACUCACUGUGGUAGGUGGAACUGGGUCUUUUGCUUUUGCACGUGGGUUUGCUGUUUUUGCACAGGCUGAUCAUACCCAAUUACCAACUGAUGUGGAUGCAUCAACUUACCACGUAAAACUUCAACUUAGAUUUCCUAAUCGAUCACAGAUAAUACCCUUAUGACUUUUUUUUUUUUUUUUUUUUUUUUCUUGUCUUAAAAGAAGAGGCUGAUAGUGUCUUGGAGGUCGAAUAAUACCAAAUAUUUCUCUGCUUGACCGUGGAAACGUUACUGCCUUGCUUUAAUUUUUUUGUUUGUAGUACUUUGCAGUUCUCUCUUGAGAGGAGAGAGUCCAAAAUCUAAAACUAUUUCAGAGGAAGGUUGAUUCCUGUUUGUACAACAUACAUGUUGAGACAAUUAUGACUCAUUGGGGUCUGAUAAUUACUUACUUAGGCCCACUUCUUGUGACACUUAUGUUUUGCGCCAAUUGUCAUCGUACAAGCUCUCUAUAUUGAAAUCAUGUCCACCAAGAGGACUUUUUUUUUUUUU
Messenger RNA from Quercus robur (English oak), 1946 nucleotides. RefSeq names its product dirigent protein 8. The coding region runs from base 1016 to 1582 and encodes 188 amino acids. NCBI's taxonomy places the organism in Eukaryota, Viridiplantae, Streptophyta, Magnoliopsida, Fagales, Fagaceae. The transcript is spliced from 3 exons. The record is from RefSeq and is a predicted model, not a curated record.